Molecule: messenger RNA, 1026 nt
Organism: Halteromyces radiatus
Lineage: Eukaryota; Fungi; Mucoromycota; Mucoromycetes; Mucorales; Cunninghamellaceae
Product: Alpha/Beta hydrolase protein
Exons: 3
Coding region: 47-943 (298 amino acids)
Cellular component (GO): mitochondrion
Source: RefSeq, a predicted model, not a curated record
GACUUUUCUUUACUUUCCUUUUUUAUUUUUUAUUACCAUCUUUAUCAUGUUAUAUCACAUUACACGAUCUUUUCGUAUUUGUCCUGUUCGAUCUUAUACAACUGGUUCAUCCAAUACUAUUCCUCUUUCUUUUACAAAAUACCCAGCACGCGGCUCUAUCCAAAACUCAUCACCUCUUGCCAUAUGUCAUGGUUUAUUUGGAAGUAAGCAAAACUGGAGAGGUUUGGCCAAGGCAAUGAGUCAACGUUUAUCAAGAGAUGUCUAUGCAAUGGAUCUACGAAACCACGGUGAAAGUCCACAUUCAUUACCACAUACUUACCAAGUCAUGGCAGACGAUCUCAAGCAAUGGGUUCUUGAUCAAGGGUUAAAAAAUAUAACGUUUCUUGGUCAUUCCAUGGGUGGGAAAACAGUGAUGACUUUGGCAUUGACAUGUCCCGAGAUAGUGUCCAAAUUGAUUGUUGCGGAUAUUGCGCCUGUGCAUAUGCCACUUUUAUCCGAGUUUCCAAGGUAUGUGGAAGGAUUUAAAAUGAUUGAAUCUCGACAACCGACACGACAAACUGAUGCUGAACAAUUGAUGAUGCAAUAUGAACCCGAUCCAGCCAUCCGACAGUUCUUACUCACCAAUGUCAAGAAAUCACGUCAAGAUGGGGUGUAUAGGCUCCGUGUACCUAUAGAUAUCUUAGGCAAUGCUUUGGGUAACUUGGGCGAAUUCAUUCAAGGUCAUCAGUAUCAUGGUCCUACGUUAUUCAUCACUGGUGGUAUCAGCCCUUAUCGAAAACUCUUCUUGGCCCAUCCUGACUUGGUUGAUCAACAAUUCCCUCAUUCUACCAUGGAAGUCAUGCCUAAUUGUGGCCAUUGGUUACAUGCCGAGAACCCGGAACUCUUCUUAUCCUUAAUCUGCAAUUUUAUCAACAAUGUGGAAAGUCAUACCUCAAUAGAAUGAUGUCUUUAGUUAGAUUCUGUAUAGUUUAUAUUAGUAUAGAUCAAUUAACAAAAAUAAAUGUACAUAUAUCUUUAAUACAUGUA